AUGUCUUUCCUGGAGCGUCCCCUCCCCUGCGAUGAUGACUUUAGUCUCCGUGGCAGCAAGAGGACAUCCGGCAGCCUGGCCGACGUAGCGCAAUUUGUCAACCCUCAGUAUACGCAGCUCGGAUUCUUGACUCCGGAAGCAUCGCCAACAGAUGCUACACCUCGCCGUACAUCAUUUGCCUUGUCCGAGAAGAGGAGUACCUACUUCUCGGGUUCAUCAGCAGCGUCCUCUUUCGCGUCCCAAUCAGGAUGCGGGACACCGUCUUCAUCAACCCCGGGCUCGUCAGCAUCGAAUUCACGCCGUCAAUCGCUACUACCAGAGAGUCAGUAUUACCUAUCUGCCAUUUCUUCAAGCCCGUCAAAUCGUCCCCAAAAGCCGGAGAGGGCUGCAGUCACUGAUCAGUUGCCCUUGCAAGAAUCUUCGCUCUGGUCAUAUAUCACAAGCACAGAUACAGCAUCGUUGAUCACCGACGGUGCGGCAGCUUGUAUGCCAGGAGGCGACUUUACCAUUGUAGCUCAAACUGAUUCUCCGUGGUUAUAUGGGAGGGCAGUACAACCUGCGCAGAUUGACGAAUCGACAAUUUUGAGCCGUGAUCUCGAAGCAGAGUUCAACAAUCCGAUCGCUGCUGGAGCUUCUCACACCUUUGAACUCAAUCAACCCCUUUUCAAUUACGGACAGCCCACGAUUUUCGAAAGUCCGCCCCCGCAGCCAGACACAGAAAUGUACGACGCAGCGGGCGACUCCAGCCCCAAUGCCCCUUCGCUAGCACCACCAUUUGAAGUAUGGCAGGGAAAAUACGACACUGAUAGCUUGAUGCCAAAUGCUGCGACAGCGGACCUCAUUAGGCAAACUCUCAAUAGCUCAUCGCACAAUUCGAAAAGAUUACUGAGUGCUUUUAUUUACCCUCUUCCGUCCGAUGAUGAUUCGGAACGCGACCAUGCAGCCUGUCAGACUGUCAACAAACGCAACAAGAGGCAGAAACAGGGCCAGGAUAUGUUCAAUCGCGAGCCGCGGCCUAAUCACAAACCCCACAAGUGUCCACACUGCAAGUAUGCGUGCAACCGCCAGGAGCAUCUGCGAAGACAUGAGAUGUCUGUACACGAUCCGAAAGAGAUGCUUCCGUGCGCAUUUGACGGGUGCAUAGACCGCAAGACUGGCGGGCCUCGGGAGAUCAUAUGUCGUUCGGACAACCUGAAGGCACAUUAUACCAAGACACACUUCAAGUAUGGCAGCAGUGAAAAGGGUGGUAAGAACUAUAGAAAGUCCAUGAAAGCGGCACACGAAAAGGGUCUUAGUGUGUACGAUCCUAGAUGGACAUUGUUGCUUGACAGAAAGAUGAAUGUCAAUCACGAAAUCAAGGACCACCUGCAUGUUUGGAAAAUGCUGGGCUACUCAAUUCUCGAGACUAGGGACACAAAGGUCCAAGACGUAGUACCGGAUUGGCAAGGACUAGGUGAUAAAACACUCCAGAAGGCUGAUCCACUCCAGAAGGCUGAUCCAAGGUGGAGGGCAUUGUGGGAUGGAACCCUCACCUUCGACAAAGCCAUGGAGAGGGGACAAGAUAUGAAGGAAUCAGAAGCGCAAGGGCUGCUAGGGGUCACCAUGUUGGAGACAGAGGCUAUGGGAAUUAAGCACCUUGAUCCUCGAUGGACAGAAAUACUCAGCGGCCGCAUGAGUGUGGAGCAGUCAGAGAAGCUUGGAGUAAAGCACAGGAAUCCUGUGUGGAAAGAGGUUGCCAGGCACAGGACUCGAUUAUGA
Letharia lupina is the source of this 1758-nucleotide messenger RNA. RefSeq lists its product as uncharacterized. The transcript has a single exon. NCBI's taxonomy places the organism in Eukaryota, Fungi, Ascomycota, Lecanoromycetes, Lecanorales, Parmeliaceae. The record is from RefSeq and is a predicted model, not a curated record. Bases 1 to 1758 code for a protein of 585 amino acids.